AUGUGGAGCCAAGAGCCUUCUCUUUCCAAGAGAAGCGACACCGGAGUUUUAGCGUCUCUUGCAGUGGGAGUCGGGGAAGCAGCGAAUUUUGCUGCCUACGUGUUUGCUCCUGCGACGCUGGUGACGCCGCUGGGCGCGCUGAGCGUUCUGGUGAGUGCAGUGUUGUCUUCCAUCUUCCUGAGCGAGCAGCUGAACGUCCACGGGAAGAUGGGCUGCGUGCUGAGUAUUCUGGGCUCCACGGUGAUGGUUAUCCACGCCCCGCAGGAGGAGGAGGUUUCCAGCCUGGAGUCCAUGGCAGAGAAGCUGAAAGAUCCAGGGUUCAUCGUGUUUGCCGUGUGCGUGCUGGUGAGCUCCCUCCUCCUCAUCUUUGUGGCCGGCCCCCGUUACGGACGGAGUAACGUCCUGGUUUACGUUUUGGUGUGCUCUGCCAUCGGCUCGCUCUCCGUGUCCUGCGUCAAAGGCUUGGGGAUUGCCCUGAAAGAACUGUUUGCUGGGAAGCCAGUCCUGAAAGAGCCGCUGGGCUGGGUGCUCCUGCUCUGCCUCGUCGUCUGCAUCAGCGUCCAGAUCAACUACCUGAACAAAGCCUUGGACAUCUUCAACACGUCGGUGGUGACUCCCGUUUACUACGUGCUGUUCACCACCGCGGUCAUGACGUGUUCUGCCAUCCUCUUCAAGGAGUGGCAGCACAUGGUGCUGGACAACGUGGUGGGCACCAUCAGCGGCUUCCUCACCGUCGUGUGCGGCAUCUUCCUCCUGCACGCCUUC
This is a messenger RNA of Tinamus guttatus (white-throated tinamou), 765 nucleotides long. NCBI's taxonomy places the organism in Eukaryota, Metazoa, Chordata, Aves, Tinamiformes, Tinamidae. The record is from RefSeq and is a predicted model, not a curated record.